This is a messenger RNA of Oncorhynchus gorbuscha (pink salmon), 2049 nucleotides long. RefSeq names its product butyrophilin subfamily 2 member A1-like. The transcript is spliced from 12 exons. NCBI's taxonomy places the organism in Eukaryota, Metazoa, Chordata, Actinopteri, Salmoniformes, Salmonidae. The record is from RefSeq and is a predicted model, not a curated record. Bases 829 to 1803 code for a protein of 324 amino acids.
AUCACAUUCUAAAGAUAUGAAAUGAAUGUGACCUGUAGUUCACUGGUGCUGAAUAAUAAGAUCACAUUCUAAAGAUAUGAAAUGAAUGUGACCUGUAGUUCACAGGUGCUGAAUAAUAAGAUCUGUGGAGGAAAACUAUGGACUGUAAAAUGUCAGGGACUUCCUGUGGAAAAACACAAGACAUUAAAGAGCCUCUAGAAAGGUUUGAAAGCCUUGCUCUCCUUGGCUGUUCCUGUUAAUGUACAUUCACAUGGAAAUGAUUUAGAAGAGGUACAUGAGUGUGAACGUGUGUUUGUCUGUGCUGAGAUUCAAACACGUUACCACUAGAUCAUUACACUAGAUGUUUACGUUAUACUUCCACCUCGACCAACCACCUCCUUUCAGUUAUGCCUUAAAUAACCAUCUGUCUUAUGUGACCAUAUCAAACGUAACUUAUACUAAUUUAAGUGUUCUGGAUUUACGUUUACUAAGUUACAUCUAGUCUAGUCAUGUAACCUAACAUAAACAUAUCAUACUGUAUAAAUGGAGUGGCACAGAUUUAAGUAAACUAUAAUGUGUUUUGCUUGGGUUAUAGACCUCUCUAUGUCAUGUGGUCUGCACAUCAGCCAGGCUUGGAAUCCACAACCAAAACUUACCACCACAGUUCACACCCAUGUUAUCUGAUUCUGAGCUCUAUGCAACAGUUGUGUGCAGCGAUGCAGUUGAACAGGUUCUUGUUCCAAGGAAUAGAAAGAAGAAGGUAGUUUGAUCACAUCACAACAGUUUGAUCACAGAACACUAGUACAUUUAUCAGACUGCAGUGCCUCAAUAGGACCGAUUCAACCAGGAAUGAAGAUGACUCAACUAGACUGUCUGUGUGUGAUUCUUCUACAUCUCCUACACACAGCAGGCUCUGAGAGGUUUGAGGUUCUUGGUCCAACUGAUUCCAUUGUUGCCGUAGCUGGUGAUGACAUCAUUCUGCCCUGUUACCUCAAACCCAACAUCAGUGCUGAGGACAUGACAGUGGACUGGCUGAACCUGGACUUCUUAGACGGUCGUGUCUUUCGUUACCAAAACCACAGAAUCAUACGAGAUGAUCAGAUUCCCUACUAUAGAGGAAGAACUUCACUGUUUGAAGAGGAACUCUGGAGGGGAAACACCUCUUUAAAACUGACCAGGGUACAAGGCACUGAUGAGGGACAUUACAAAUGUUUAAUUCAGUCAAAGAGCUGGUAUGAUGAUUCCACUGUUCAAGUCCUCGUUAAAGCUGUAGGAUCCAAGCCAGUGGUGUCCAUUAUGGGACACAGAGAGGGAGGGAUGGGUCUGCUGUGUGAAACAGAAGGCUGGCACCCUGAGCCUGAGCUGGUGUGGCUGGACAGUAAAGGAGUCCAUCUCUCUGCUGGUCCUCCUGAGACACACAGAGACUUAGAUGGAUUCUACACAGUCAAACGACAUGUCAUUGUCCAGGAGACUGACACCAACCACUUUACCUGCAGAGUCCAACAGAGCCGGAUCAAUGAGAAGAUGGAGACAGAGAUUCACCUCCCUAGUGAGUUGUUUGAUUACGCAACCCCAUUGAGAAUAUCCUUCAUUGUGUUAUGCUGUCUGGGAGCCAUCGCUGUGUUUGGGUUAUCUCUGGCUAUCUACUGCGUAUGCAAUAAAAAAGUUGACAUCAAAAAGGAGAGGAAUGACCUCAGGAAGGAGAAGGGUGACCUCUGUAACCAGAAUUAUGAACUCUGGGAGCAGAAAUAUUACCUCACUGAGAAUCGAGAUGACCUCAGGAAGGAGAAGGAAAUCCUGACUUCUCAGAUGGGUAAGUAUUAAGGCUUUGUUACCUACUGUAUAUGAUGGCUUAUAAAUGUUAGCUUUGUCAAUGGAGUUGAGUGGUGAUGAGUGGCUGUGGACUGUACCUCCGACUAUCAGUCGAUACUUGUAAAAAUGUCCAUUCUUAAACUCUUACCGUGAACCUGUUUGUCCUGUGUAAUUGUGUGCCUUUCUUUGUUUGCUGAAAUCUGUAGUUUAUUAAAGUAGCAUUUUAGGUGACCUCUGCCAAAGGAAUUGUUGUGUGAA